UAUUAUAGAGUACAUGAUUGACAGACAAGAACCUGAAUUCCGGGAGCUAAAUGAUAAAGCACGAGCACUGAAGCACAUUCUCAGUAAAAUUCCUGAUGAGAUCAAUGAUAGGGUUAGAUUCCUUCAGACAAUCAAGGAUAUUGCCAGUGCAAUAAAGGAGCUUCUUGACACUGUGAACAAUGUUUUCAAAAAAUACCAGUACCAGAACCGUAGAGCGCUUGAUCACCAAAAGAAAGAAUUUGUCAAAUACUCCAAAAGCUUCAGUGAUACUUUAAAAACCUACUUUAAAGAUGGAAAGGCAAUUAAUGUGUUCAUCAGCGCCAAUCGAUUAAUCCACCAAACCAACUUGAUACUGCAGACCUUCAAAACUGUUGCUUAGAACCUCCAUUUGUGAAGCUUUUUAAUUUUCAAUCUUAAAAAGUUUACCUUUAUAUGUAAAUUUAAAUAGUUACAACUGUAUAAAUUAACACAUCCAUUUCAGAACUUGAAAAUGUUGAAUAAAAUAAUUGUCAACUUGCACCAUAUUUUUGUAAAACAUUGUAGCUAAUCAUGAUUUCUCGUUUAAAAAAUUGCAUAACUUUUGCUAUUACUAUUGUAUCCAAAACAAAGCCAAAAGAAUUUGCGCCUUAACAUAUCUUAAUGUAACAUUCCUUUGUGUAAAUAUUGGUGUUAUGUUUCUGAAGUUAACUUGCUGGCAAAAAAAUAAAAGUUAUGUAUUUAACAUGAUUAGUGGCAAAUAAAUAGUUCACAAUUUAA
Messenger RNA from Rhincodon typus (whale shark), 756 nucleotides. RefSeq names its product programmed cell death protein 10. Gene Ontology annotation, cellular component: FAR/SIP/STRIPAK complex; Golgi apparatus. Gene Ontology annotation, molecular function: protein kinase binding. Gene Ontology annotation, biological process: positive regulation of MAP kinase activity; regulation of Golgi organization. The record is from RefSeq and is a predicted model, not a curated record. The transcript is spliced from 4 exons. Lineage: Eukaryota; Metazoa; Chordata; Chondrichthyes; Orectolobiformes; Rhincodontidae. Bases 14 to 379 code for a protein of 121 amino acids.